CCAGCAGUAAAAGUGAAAUAUUUUGUUUGUGAACAGAUGAUGUAUACAACGCAAGUUGAGAUAUUACGACACGUGUGCCCUACAACAUGUACCAUUCUAUGUUUCGCACGCACUGAGUUGUUCUAUUCCGUUCUAGUUUUUAUUUUACAUUGCUAAUUAGAUAUUAAUUGUUUUCACCUUGUCGUUAGAUGCAUGCAUGGCGAAAAAUAACACUGGAUCUGGUCGUGAUCAUAUGUGCUGCCACACAGUUCACGGUUACGGCGCUAGUAGAUAGCGAUAAAUGCGGUGUUACAAAGAGCUGCUUUCAUGACCCCCCGUACUGCAAGACACCUGACUGUGACGUAUUGAUCACGUGGGAAGAUACGCACACUUUUUACGGCGAACCAGCCACCUCAUUCGGAAUAUGGGGGAAAACCUGGCAACAUGAGGACUGGGUUGGUUUUGGACUAUCACGUGACAAAGAAAUGGACGAUACUGAUGUUUGGGCAUGUAUGGAAUUGGAGAAUAGAAGCGUCGUACUCGAUCAUUCUUUCAACAGGUACGAUCACAGGAACCAACAAUUGGACCAGACUGGGGCACGUAAUUUCCAGUAUACUUACUGGAACGGACUAAUGGAAUGUACAUUUGACCGCCUGAACUCCAUAGAAUCUCACGACCAAUUUUUUGACCUGCGUGAUGGGCCGUAUUAUAUGAUAACCGCAUUUGGCCCAAGUGCUCCGGGACCAGGAGAUAGUGUAUAUGCGAGAAAAGAGAAAUUAGGUCAGCAUGGCAGAGAACCCCUUGUAUCAAGAGAUAUGAUAGAAUUCAAUCAAAUCACCGUAUCGUAUGGGAAAGAGAGGACGCCUGGCUCGUACAAGACACAUGGCGCCCUGAUGAUUACAGCAUGGAUCGGAUUUGCCAGCGUCGCCUUGAUAUUGGCGAGGUAUUUUAAACACAUGUGGCCAAAUACAGAAGUACUUGGACAGAAAGUAUGGUUUACGUUUCAUCGAAUUCUCAUGAUUAUAGCUCUCAUUCUGUGUAUCGCUGCUUUUAUCCUAAUAUUUGUCGUUAAUGGCGGCUGGGUGAAAUACGAGUACAUUGAUGACCCGGAGCACAUCCAUGCUAUUAUUGGUUGUAUAGUCGUCUCGCUUGGAAUUAUUAACCCAAUUCUUGCAAUUUUCAGAUGCGAUCCCAAACAUUCCAAACGAUGGAUGUUUUCCUGGGCCCAUUGGGCUAUUGGCACAACAACGCAUAUACUGGCAGUCGUCAACACAUUUCUCGGAUCGAAGUACGUGAGAGUACCAAGAUAUGCCACGUGGGUGUUGCUAUUUUGGGUGCUCUGUCAUAUCCUUGUAGGAAUGUUUUACGAAAUAUUGAACUGCGUCAACAACGAAUCAACCGCCUUCACGUCAUACAAGAUGUAUUCUGCAGUCAAAUCAGAUGCUAGCACUAAAGCAGAAGCGGAUGCAAUAAAAAGACAGCAAGAGCCAAUGAAUCAAACUGGAGUUGAAAUGCAGUCUGUAAAUACCCAGGAAUCAAACAUUGACCCAUAUGACAACUACGGAAUGGGUACAGUUAAAAAACAACCACCACCGCAUAAUUCCGUGUUGCGGACCACUGUACUCUGUAUUUACAUCGUGUUUACUGUUGCUGUCGUAGUGUAUUUGAUAGUGGAAGUAUCAUUGAGAGACUAGACAUUCUUAUUUGGGAAUUUCAGCGAAGAUGGUUUUAUAUUUUAAGAUAUAAUUUGUUAUAUUUGUAUUAAUCAUUAUAUAUGCAUCUCGGGUGCAUUGGUAGUACGUGUUAUAACAUAGAGGUGUUUCAACUCUGUUAUUUGGCCUCUACUGAUGAAGUCGAUAUUUGUUUCUAUUUCAGCUGUAGUUGUACAUUUUAUACAUGCCAUAAAUUCAAUGUAUAAGGCACAGCAUUCUUCUCGCUUCUAUACACGUUUUAGAUGUUACGUGUACGAAACACCUACUUCAUUUACGACCGUCUGGGGUAAGUUGCAAAAGACAAUCAAAUAAUAGCCGGGGAAAAAUUAGCGUGGUCGUUUCCUUUGUAUUGUUAACGUGCCCUGUGUCAAAGGAACAAACUGAACUCCCAGGAAAAAAUAAAGCCUUACUCAGUAAGUGUACGUUGUUUACAAAUCCCAAUUUUAGAAGAUUCGCUUAAAUUCAUCAUUAUCUAUCUGCAAUCUCGACAUGUUAUGGAGUAUAUAUUGGUUAGGAGAUGGUGCGUGCAAAUUGGAAUGUAACUGUAAAGUGAAAAUUAUGUCAGAAACUACUAUGAAAAUUAUGAAAAU
Saccoglossus kowalevskii is the source of this 2281-nucleotide messenger RNA. RefSeq names its product ferric reductase 1-like. The record is from RefSeq and is a predicted model, not a curated record. Lineage: Eukaryota; Metazoa; Hemichordata; Enteropneusta; Harrimaniidae.